AUGGUUAUGUCUUUGAAGGUCUUGUUAUGCACUUUCAUAACUCUUAAUUUUAUUUCAACAGUACUUUGCAUCAAAUGUUGGAACUGCAGAUCUAGUAAUGACCCAAAAUGUGCGGAUCCAUUUGAUAAUUCUACCGUGCCUAUAACAGACUGCAAACAAGAAAAAGGGCUAAGACAUUUACCAGGAUUAAGGCCAUCUAUGUGUCGUAAAAUAAGACAGAAAGUGAAUGGUGAGUGGCGUUAUAUUAGAGACUGUGCUUACCUCGGAGAAGUUGGUAUACAGGGUGAUGAACGAUUCUGCCUUAUGAGAACAGGUACAUAUAACAUAUUUGUUGAAUAUUGUACAUGCAAUAGUAAAGAUGGCUGCAAUUCUGCAACUCUUAAAAACCCUAGUGUUCUUUUUACAUAUAUAGUAUUUACUAUUUGUAUUUUUUAUACAAUGUAA
This is a messenger RNA of Pieris macdunnoughi, 444 nucleotides long. NCBI's taxonomy places the organism in Eukaryota, Metazoa, Arthropoda, Insecta, Lepidoptera, Pieridae. The record is from the annotation of a GenBank genome assembly.